Molecule: messenger RNA, 591 nt
Organism: Dichomitus squalens LYAD-421 SS1
Lineage: Eukaryota; Fungi; Basidiomycota; Agaricomycetes; Polyporales; Polyporaceae
Product: nascent polypeptide-associated complex, alpha subunit
Exons: 4
Coding region: 1-591 (196 amino acids)
Biological process (GO): protein targeting to membrane
Cellular component (GO): cytoplasm; nascent polypeptide-associated complex
Source: RefSeq, a predicted model, not a curated record
AUGUCUGCCACCAUUGAGGAAGUCCACUCCGACCACUCUGACCACGAGGGUCACGACCACGACCACGACCACGGCCACGAGGAGGACCCGACUAGCCAGGCGGCGCUCGACAAGAUCCAGUCCCGCUCGGAGCGCAAGGCGAGGAAGGCUCUUCUCACCCUUGGCCUCAAGAAGGUCCCUGGCAUCACCCGUGUGACCCUUCGCAGGCCAAAGAAUGUCCUCUUCGUGAUCGCGAAUCCGGAUGUGUACAAGUCACCCAACAGCGACUGCUACAUCGUCUUUGGUGAGGCGAAGAUCGAGGACAUGAACUCGCAGGCUCAGCUUUCGGCUGCUCAGCAGCUCGCGAGCGGUGCGGGCGCGGGUGUCCCCAAUAUCCAGAACUCCGGUGUGGGCGGUGGCGACGAUGACGACGACGACAUCCCUGAGCUCGAGGCGGUCGAGGAGGAUGGCACCGUUGAUGAGUCCGGCGUUGACCCGAAGGACAUCGAGCUCGUCAUCCAACAGGUUGGCUGCUCUCGUGCAAAAGCCGUCCGUGUACUCAAGGAGAGUGGAGGCGAUCUGAUCAAUGCCAUUAUGGCUGCGAGCGAGUGA